Penicillium alfredii is the source of this 2535-nucleotide messenger RNA. RefSeq names its product AP-1 complex subunit gamma. The transcript has 5 exons. Gene Ontology annotation, molecular function: clathrin-cargo adaptor activity. Lineage: Eukaryota; Fungi; Ascomycota; Eurotiomycetes; Eurotiales; Aspergillaceae. Gene Ontology annotation, cellular component: membrane coat; AP-1 adaptor complex; Golgi apparatus. The record is from RefSeq and is a predicted model, not a curated record. Bases 1 to 2535 code for a protein of 844 amino acids. Gene Ontology annotation, biological process: receptor-mediated endocytosis; intracellular protein transport; Golgi to vacuole transport.
AUGGCUUCCCUCAAGCAAUUCAUUCGGAAUGUCCGAUCUGCCAAAACCAUCGCCGACGAGCGAGCAGUUAUCCAGAAAGAAAGCGCCGCCAUUCGAGCAUCGUUUCGAGAAGAGAGCCACGACUCCGGCAUCCGGAGGAACAAUGUAGCAAAGCUGCUAUAUCUAUUUACGCUCGGCGAACGGACUCAUUUCGGCCAAAUCGAAUGUCUGAAAUUACUAGCUUCGCACCGGUUCGCCGACAAGCGCCUGGGGUACCUGGGGACCAUGCUGCUGCUCGACGAAAACCAGGAGGUGUUAACACUCGUGACCAAUUCGCUCAAAAAUGAUCUCAACCACUCCAACCAGUAUAUCGUCGGUCUCGCCCUCUGCGCCCUUGGCAAUAUCGCCUCCAUAGAAAUGUCGCGUGAUCUUUUCCCCGAAGUAGAAACGCUCAUGUCAACGGCCAACCCUUACAUUCGUCGAAAAGCCGCCAUCUGUGCUAUGCGGAUAUGUCGCAAAGUCCCGGAUCUUUACGAACACUUCAUGGAGAAGACCAAAAUACUGUUGAAUGAUCGAAACCAUGGUGUUCUGAUGUGUGGACUGACCCUGGCGAUUGACUUGUGCGAAGCGGAGGAAGAGGAGGAAGGUCCCGAGGGUGUGAUCGAGAUGUUCCGUCCGAUGGCGGGAGGUCUGGUCCGCGCCUUGAAGGGCCUGACAUCCUCUGGAUAUGCACCCGAACACGAUGUGUCCGGUAUUACGGAUCCCUUCCUUCAGGUGAAGAUUCUGCGGUUCUUGCGAGUGCUGGGCCGAGGGGAUGUGGCGACCAGCGAGUUGAUCAACGACAUUUUGGCCCAGGUGGCCACCAACACCGACUCGUCGAAGAACGUUGGGAAUUCCAUUUUGUAUGAGGCCGUACUGACGAUCCUGGAUAUUGAAGCCGAUUCGGGUCUGAGAGUGCUGGGUGUCAACAUCCUUGGAAAGUUCCUGUCCAACAAGGACAACAAUAUCCGAUACGUUGCAUUGAACACGCUAAAUAAGGUCGUCGCCAUUGAACCAAAUGCGGUCCAGAGACAUCGCAACACGAUCCUGGAGUGUUUGCGGGAUCCCGAUAUCAGCAUUCGCCGGCGAGCGCUCGAUCUCAGCUUCAUGUUGAUCAAUGAAAGCAAUGUCCGGGUGCUGGUGCGGGAACUACUGGCCUUCCUGGAGGUGGCCGACAACGAAUUCAAGCCGGUGAUGACCACGCAGAUUGGUAUUGCAGCAGAUCGUUUUGCACCUAACAAGCGUUGGCACAUGGACACGAUCCUGCGGGUUCUCAAGCUGGCUGGGAACUACGUCAAGGAACAGAUUCUGUCGUCGUUUGUCCGCCUCAUUGCAACCACCCCCGAACUGCAGACCUACGCGGUCCAGAAACUUUAUUCAUCCUUGAAGGAGGAUAUCUCGCAGGAGGGUCUCACGCUGGCUGCGACGUGGACGAUCGGUGAAUAUGCCGACAGCCUACUUCAAGGUGGCCAGUACGAGGAAGAGGAAUUGGUCAAGGAAGUCCGGGAAAGCGAUCUCGUCGAUCUUUUUACCAACAUCCUCAACAGCACCUAUGCUUCUCAGAUCGUUAUCGAAUAUAUCACUACUGCGUCCAUGAAGCUUACUGUGCGCAUGUCUGAACCCUCACAGAUUGAACGCCUGCGUCGCUUCCUCUCCGGCCGCACUGCCGAUUUGAGCGUUGAGAUUCAACAGCGUGCAGUCGAAUACUCCAACUUGUUUGGGUAUGACCAGAUCCGCCGCGGUGUGCUCGAGCGCAUGCCGCCUCCCGAGAUCCGCGAGGAACAGCGGGUGCUGGGUGCGCCGACCAAGAAACGCCAGAGCAAGAUUCUCCGGGGCAAAUCGACCAAGGUUGCCAAGCCUGCCGAGCACGACCUGCUCCUUGAUCUGGUGGGUGGUUCCGAUGCGCCCGUCACCAGCCCGACAGCGAACGGAUCCAACACAGCCGAUCUGCUGGCAGACAUCCUUGGCGGAGAUUCGGGCAUGUCGUCGCCGGCCCCGGCGCCUUCGGCCCAGAAACCCACAACCACCAGCGAUAUCAUGGACCUCUUUGGUUCAAAUGGCGCUACACCAUCUCCCCAGCCGGCACAACCGGCCUCUGCCUCCAUGGACCUUCUUGGCGGUAGCAUGGGAGGCCCCGCGCCAUCCACCUCGCCUGCCCCUGCUGCCGCCUCGGCACCUGCACACACUGCGCUCAACAAGGAUGGCCUCGUGCUCACCCUGCAGGUGCAACGCAGCGGCAGUGGAAAUGUCCAGAUCCUGGCUCGCUUCCGAAAUGAGUCCAACUUUGAGCGCUUUUCCAAUGUUGGCUUGCAAGCUGCCGUGCCGAAGAGCCAGCGGCUCCAGCUGAGCGCCAUCAGCAAGGCUGAUCUCGAUGCGGGCGAUGAGGGCACACAAUCUCUGCGCGUGACGGCAGUGAGUGGAGCCCUUCCGCCCAAACUCCGCCUCCGUCUCCGAAUCACAUCCAGCCGGGGCGGUGCAAACCCCGUCACCGACCAAGUGGACUGGACUGAGCCGUAA